UUCAUUGGAGUACGGAAUGAGCAUUGCAACUUUUCUUGUAGACAGCCGUGUGCUGCUACCCGCUAGAGUGGUCCAUUAAAUACCGUUCACCGCCUUAGGGUUUUGUACCGGGUGACGCCGUCGGGGAAGAUCGAUCUGAGAGUGAGAGAGAGCGAGGGGAGGAGGAAGAUGAGGCCAAUUCUGAUGAAGGGGCACGAGAGGCCCCUGACUUUUCUCAAAUACAACCGUGAGGGCGAUCUUCUGUUCUCUUGCGCCAAAGAUCAUAACCCAACCGUCUGGUUUGCGGAUAAUGGCGAGCGACUCGGAACCUAUCGAGGUCACAACGGAGCUGUCUGGUGCUGUGAUGUUUCUCGGGAUUCCAGGCGCCUCAUUACGGGUAGUGCAGAUCAGACUGUUAAGUUAUGGGACGUUCAGUCAGGAACCCAACUCUAUUCUUUUAACUUCGACUCUCCUGCUAGGGCUGUGGAAUUUUCUAUUGGAGAUAAGCUUGCUGUUAUAACUACAGACCCUUUCAUGGAACAUACGUCUACCAUACAAGUGAAACGGAUUGCAAGAGAUCCCAAUGAACAGAUUGGUGAUUCUAUUCUUACGAUUAAGGGCCCUCAAGGGAGGAUCAAUAGGGCUGUUUGGGGACCUUUAAAUAAGACUAUUAUAAGUGCUGGUGAAGAUACAUUUGUCAGGAUAUGGGAUUCUGAGACUGGCCAGCUUUUGAAGGAGUCGGACAAAGAGACUGGCCAUCAAAAAACUAUUUCUUCACUAGUAAAGUCUGCUGAUGGCUCUCAUUUCCUCACAGGUUCCUUGGAUAAAUCAGCUAAGCUUUGGGACUCAAGAACAUUAACUCUUAUCAAGACGUAUGUGACAGAGCGUCCGGUAAAUGCAUGUGCUAUAUCUCCGCUUCUUGAUCAU
Molecule: messenger RNA, 906 nt
Organism: Phalaenopsis equestris
Lineage: Eukaryota; Viridiplantae; Streptophyta; Magnoliopsida; Asparagales; Orchidaceae
Product: eukaryotic translation initiation factor 3 subunit I-like
Biological process (GO): cytoplasmic translational initiation
Cellular component (GO): cytoplasm; eukaryotic translation initiation factor 3 complex, eIF3m
Molecular function (GO): translation initiation factor activity; protein binding; RNA binding
Source: RefSeq, a predicted model, not a curated record